AUGUCAAUGCCCAGAGAACGUGGCAGACAUACCACGUCAACUGUAACAAGUUUGCACAAGAAAACACUACAAGAACACACAUUUAAUGAACACAGAUAUGCUGAAGAUGGGUCUUUAUGCAGCCUGGAGUCCAUGUACCUUGAGGAAGUGUCCAACAAGGCUCAGGUUGUGUCCUGUAUCUUCUCACUAAAGGAGGGAGUUGGGGCACUGGCUAAAACUCUGCGCUUAUUUGAGGAGAAAGGUAUCAACCUGACCCAUAUUGAAUCUCGUCCCUCCCGUCUCAAUAAAGAGGAUUAUGAGUUCUUCAUCAACGUGGACGCCACGUGCUCCAAGAAGCUGGACGAAGUCAUCGCGAGCCUCAAAACACAGAUCAGCGGGCAGGUGCAUAAACUGUCUCGCAGCAAGGCAAAGGACACAGUGCCAUGGUUCCCUAGGAAUAUUCAAGAUCUGGACAGAUUUGCCAACCAGAUCCUGAGCUAUGGUUCAGAACUGGACUGAGAUCACCCGGGGUUUACAGAUCCUGUGUACAGGGUGCGGCGGAAGGAAUUUGCUGACAUUGCCUACAACUACAGACAUGGCCAGGUUAUUCCAAAGGUCGAGUACACAAAGGAAGAGAAGGUCACCUGGGGCACAGUGUUCAGGGAGCUCAAGAUCCUCUAUCCCACUCAUGCCUGUCGGGAACACAACCGCAUUUUCCCUCUCCUGGAGAAAUACUGUGACUACCGGGAAGAUAACAUCCCACAGCUGGAGGACAUCUCCAGAUUUCUGCAGUCCUGCACAGGAUUCCGCUUGCGUCCCGUCGCUGGUCUGAUCUAUGAUAUUUGCCAUGAGCUGUUGGGCCAUGCUCCUCUAUUUGCUGAUCCAAGCUUUGCCCAGUUUUCGCAGCUGCGCUACAGCUCGGAGAUCCAGGAGGGAAGCGUCCGCUCUGCGGGAACUACUACCACGGAGCCCUUUAAGCGCAAGACGCAGCCUGUGAAGGCGAUUGCCCAGCCAGGACUUUUAGUGGGACUAACGCUCGUCAUUUUUUGUGGGUUUGUCUCUUUCCUGCAGGAAAUCGGACUGGCUUCUCUGGGUGCGCCAGAUGAGUACAUAGAAAAACUUGCAACGGUGUACUGGUUUACAGUUGAGUUUGGCCUGUGCAAACAGGGUUCGGAAAUUAAAGCGUAUGGAGCCGGCCUGCUUUCCUCUUUUGGAGAACUGCAGUAUUGCUUAACAAAUAAACCAGAGAUCCAGCCAUUUGAACCUGAAAAGACUGCCCUUCAGGCGUACCCUAUUACUGAGUUCCAGCCCGUUUACUUUGUUGCUGAAAGCUUUGAAGACGCCAAAGAAAAAGUCAGAAAAUUUGCUGCCAAUCCCUUCUCUGUUCGCUACAACCCUUAUACUCAUAGCAUUGAGGUCCUGGACAACAUGCAGCAGCUAAAGAACCUGGCUGACACCAUCAGUGGUGAAAUGGGAAUUCUGUCCAAUGCCCUUAAGAAAAUGGAAUAAGAAAUAAAAAGCAAUAUAGGGAGAUCUGCUACCAAGAACAUGUACAAACAUUGAAUUGCAUUUAGCUCUGCCAUGCUGCUGAAGUGUAUUAUGAAAUUAUGAAUUAUGUGUAUUGAAUUAUGUGCUUCAUUUUAGUUCAUUCAUGUAUAACCACAAAUUUAUUGUGUACUGUGAGUUACGCUAAUCAUAUCUUAAACCUAUAAGCUUUUAUAAACCUUUUCAGAUAUACUGCACUGCUUGCUUUUGUUUAGAUCUUUAAUGUGCUG
This is a messenger RNA of Polyodon spathula (Mississippi paddlefish), 1754 nucleotides long. It is a transcript of the gene pah, whose product is annotated as phenylalanine hydroxylase. Gene Ontology annotation, molecular function: iron ion binding; phenylalanine 4-monooxygenase activity. Gene Ontology annotation, biological process: L-tyrosine biosynthetic process. The record is from RefSeq and is a predicted model, not a curated record. NCBI's taxonomy places the organism in Eukaryota, Metazoa, Chordata, Actinopteri, Acipenseriformes, Polyodontidae.